AUGCCCCUCGUCGUCCCCGGCAUCACCUCCUCCGGCAACGGCGGCGACUCGUGGACCACGAAACUCAUGGGCAAAACCCUAGGCGACAAGCACGACCAAACGACAUUCGCCAAGAAGGAUCUGCCGGGAAAUCACCGCGUCGUGGAGAGUGAGGGCGGGAUGAUGACCAUGGAUCAUAACCCCGAACGGGUAGGUAUCCCGGUGGGCGGAACGAGAAGAAAGGAGACGAAGACACAGCAGAAACAACUCGUGUGUCUCGUGCAGGCAGGCUUUUGA
Cladophialophora yegresii CBS 114405 is the source of this 276-nucleotide messenger RNA. RefSeq lists its product as uncharacterized. The coding region runs from base 1 to 276 and encodes 91 amino acids. The record is from RefSeq and is a predicted model, not a curated record. The transcript has 2 exons. NCBI's taxonomy places the organism in Eukaryota, Fungi, Ascomycota, Eurotiomycetes, Chaetothyriales, Herpotrichiellaceae.